Molecule: messenger RNA, 1500 nt
Organism: Dreissena polymorpha
Lineage: Eukaryota; Metazoa; Mollusca; Bivalvia; Myida; Dreissenidae
Exons: 1
Coding region: 1-1500 (499 amino acids)
Source: RefSeq, a predicted model, not a curated record
AUGUAUGUGAGCGAGACAAACGAAAUGGCGCAGAAGGAAGCAGAAAUAGAGAAACUGAAAGCAGAGAUAGAAGAAUUCAAGAGAGAAGCGCGGGAGCUCAGAAUCAUCAACAGAAACGUGAUAUACCGGGCUGCCGUCGAGGACCAGAAUUUCAAGGACACAACAAAAUACCUGCGCAAGUUUGAAAGCCAGUUGAAGAGAACACAGAUGCUUACGGCCAAAGCCGAAGGUAUUGACGAUGAUCUUGUUGUGGCGUACCGGAAGGAGAAAGAGAAGUUGAAGGAGGCUCAGGAAUCAGCCGAAAGGUUACAGAAGCUGAACGACAUGCACAAAGAAAAUCUCGAGUUCGUAAACAAGUACUUGAAGUCAUACUUUGAAGAAUACGGCAUGAUUAAUGGUGGGGAAGAUUUAAUACCUUCAGAUGUUCUUAAGGAAAUAUUACAUGAAAGGUCUGCCGUUUUAUCACAUUGUCGUAUCGACGACCAUGAUGAUGAUGACGACAUCGUGUUCUCCACACGAACGGACAAUGCACCAGCUCCAAUCAAUUGUACUCGGGACAGUGAUACAAACGGACGUGAAUCACCCAUAGCAACGGUCAAAGCUACCGAAACUAAUGAACCAGAAAUCGAUACGUCUCCCAAACUGGAAGGCGCGUUGGGGAGUCUAAAGACAAAUUCAACUGUAUUUUUGUCACGCAUACAUGGGGCACAUGAACUUAAACGAAAAGGGGAAGAACCAAAUACUGCUCUGAAAACUCAGGAAGAAAAGUUACUGAGUCCUUCUCGUAAAGCAAAUGACUCGGUUAAGGAGAAACGCACAUCUCGACAACGUUCUACUGGUGCAAGCACCACAAAGAAGCAAGUACACACACGAUAUGCCAGAACAAACAAUGUCAGUCAAAAACUAGCUCCCAAACCACAAAUCGAUGCCAUUCAAGCAAAAUGUAAGACUGUUACCCUGCCUGGGUUUGAAUCGCGCAUAAACGUACGUCCAACGACAAUCGAAAGUUCUGCUGGGCUAAACUGGAGUAAACAAAUACAAGGUGUUAAGCUCCCUGCGGUUGUCGGUAUGCAAAAAUCACGUUGCAUCGGAAGAUCCUCCAUAUCCACGCAUACCCCUGCACCUCCCAUCGGAAGGUCAUCCAGCUCCACGCAUACUCCUGCACCUCCCAUCGGAAGGUCAUCCAGCUCCACGCAUUCCCCUGCACCUCCCAUCGGAAGGUCAUCCAGCUCCACGCAUUCCCCUGCACCUCCCAUCGGAAGGUCAUCCAGCCCCUCGCAUACCCCUGCACCUCCCAUUGAAAGGCCAUCCAGCUCCACGCAUACUCCUGCUCCUCCCAUUGGAAGGACAUCCAGCUCCACGCAUACCCCUGCAACUUCCAUCGGAAGGUCAUCCAGGUCAACGCAUACCCCUGUACCUCCAAGGACUAAGAAUGAAGAAAAGAAACGGUUUUCGCGGAAAUACAAAACCAAUGACAGUUUAAAUAAAUUGGAUAGAUAG